Messenger RNA from Delphinapterus leucas (beluga whale), 1377 nucleotides. NCBI's taxonomy places the organism in Eukaryota, Metazoa, Chordata, Mammalia, Artiodactyla, Monodontidae. The record is from RefSeq and is a predicted model, not a curated record.
AUGGUGACCCCGGCCCCUCCCCCAGCCGCGGGACUGCCAAGAAGUGAGAGAGUGCAGCACCGGGGGCCGAGGGGAGAGAGCGAGAAGAGCCGGUCCGAGAUUUGCCGGGGCCGGGCUCCUCCGGGUUCGCUGCACGGACGGGACGGCAGGCCAGAGUCACCGGGCCCCGGCAGCGCCGGCGUCGCGCUCCUGCUGACACGGCCCGCGGAACGAAGGACGGACAGACGCCGCGGACCGUUCACUCUCCCGGGCUGCGCGACCGUGUCGCUGCUGCCUGUUGAAUGUGGCGGCGACAGCGGCAGCUGCAGCAACUACGCUGCCGCCCGACUUACUGGAUCUGCCGCCGUCCCCCGCCCGGGCCCAAAGCCGGGCCGGGCGGGGGCCGGGGACGCUCAGCGCUCCGGGGGCGCUGGGUGGGCGGGCGGGCGGAGGCGGCCUCGCUGCAUUCUGCUCAAUCGCCCCCUCUCGACUCUGCCCACGAUUUCUUUGCAGAGAAACGUGGGGAAGUCGGUGGGUUUUGUUUUGUUUUCCCUGCGACGUGUCGAGUCCUCCGGCCCCGGCGCGAGCCGCACACGCCCCCCCGGGGCAGGGGCUCUGACGGUCAAGUCCGCGCGGACGACGCAGUCGCUGCAGCUUCCGCGCCGGGAACCCACCUGUCCGCAGCCGCCGGCUGAGCCUCUGCGGUUGGAUGUAGACGGGGGCCAGUUGUCCAGCCCAGCAGCCACCAGCCGGAAUGGAAGUGCUGAGGUGUUGAGAAGUGAAAAUGGAAGAAGGGAGAGGACCAAAGCCUUGGGGUGCAGCCCUGCCCCACUCCCAGAUGUUCCUUUAGGCCGCUUGCCCCGUGCGUCCAUCAACCCACCCCACCUUUCCCCAUCUGGGCUCCAGGUCCAGGACGUCCUGCCGAGAUCAGUGGGGCAAAAGGGUAAUUAUUACGUCAUCCUUGACAGGAAGACUGAGGGAUGGUUCCCUUUGAUCAAUUCCCAGACACAGACCGACAAGGCCUGGGGAAGUAGGGUGGAGAAAGGAGCAGAAUGCCUCCACCUGGAUAGGAAAGCAAAUCACGUGUGUCCCUCGCUCAUCUCCAGCCAAGGCUAUAGUGUGAGUAGAAAGCUCUGGAAACACAGUGGCUCUCUUAUAGAUCACAGCAGCUGUUUUAUCAAGUAUGCUGUGAUGUUGGCCCUACCUGCAAAAUAUGAUAAAAUGAAAUCACCAAUGGCUCUUCCAAGAAAAGCAGAAAAUCAACAAAGCACUACCAACUGAAGUUCUUUUAUUCCCCAGGUAGUGUUCAAUUUAUUCUGCAUUUUGAAAUUUUAUCUUGCUAUUACUUGCCACCUACAUACCUCAAAGAGGUAUUGUAAGGAUUAAAAUAAUGUCUUA